AAAUGGUGACAAAAGAGGAUGGCAUGGGAUAUGCCUAUUAAUUAAUAACCCAACUCCCAUGGCUUUCACAAGUCACUUUUAGUUGAGCUUCUAUUAAUCAUCUUUGCCAACUGCUUCUUCACCAUCUUUAAAAACUGAGCUAGAUUUGCCAUCCAAAUAUUCAAGAACGGCACUGUCCACAUCUAUAGAAAAUAAUUAUAUACACACAUACAACACGUAUAAUAAAUACGGAGUAGACCACCGUUUUCUAGUUAUAGAAAAAAAAAAUGAAGCAGCAAGAGAAUAAAGACUUAGUUUCUUCCUUGCCUGUUAUUCCAAGAUUGGAUCGCCUGGAUUUCCUGCUACAGAUUCUGGAAGAGAAACAAGGAAGAAAUUUCUCAGAUAGUGUCAUUAUAAAGAAAACAGAAGAAGAGGAUAAUGAGUACUGCAAAACUCUGAGUCUAUCAUCUGCACUGGAAGAGGUUCAUCACAAAGGCACACUUAUAGAGCGCCUCACUGCACUCGAGAACCGAGUUUUAAAGCUAAGCUUGGUAAUGGAUGAAGCGAAGUCUAGCUCAUCAAAGUCAAGGGAUGACAAAGACGAAAAGGCCAAUCUCCAACAGAAACAACUCGAGGAAAAAGCCUCGACUACUGAAGCUGCAUCUUUAAGUACUGGAAAAACGGAUAAAGUUGUUGGCAAUGCUAAAAUUAGAAGGAAAUCCUACAGAAAAUGGCGCCUUGGCUGGCUCCAUUUGGGAUGUAAUUAAAAGUCUGAAUGUGAAUGUAAUUUCCAGUACUUGCGUUUUGUUGUUUAAGCUUGCAUUUGAUACAUGAAGAGAAUUGAGAUAUCUUUUGCAUUUGAUACACGAAGAUAAAUUUGGACUUGUA
This is a messenger RNA of Lycium barbarum (goji berry), 867 nucleotides long. RefSeq lists its product as uncharacterized. The transcript has 4 exons. Bases 267 to 746 code for a protein of 159 amino acids. The record is from RefSeq and is a predicted model, not a curated record. NCBI's taxonomy places the organism in Eukaryota, Viridiplantae, Streptophyta, Magnoliopsida, Solanales, Solanaceae.